CACUCUCUGUCCGUCUCAGUAAACUCCGCUGGGCUCCGCUGCGCGUCAAAACAUUGCGUCUCUGCAGGACCUGCCAGGGCCGGAGAGCGGAUGAAAUUUGCCCGGGGAAGGAAUGCGAAACAGCUUUUAGGAUUGGCAGUACCGAAAGGAAAACGAGGAAGUGCGACGUUUUAUUUAGGCUACGAGGAGAGACGUGUUUUUCCUCCCCUCAAAGGUGUUUACCUCCCGACCCACCGCCCACCACGGCCCUCACCUGUGUGUUGCGGUGCUUCCCCUGUGAGCCGACCUGGGCUGGCAGUCCCUUUUUGCACCGCCCGCCAACACCGCCCAUGGUCAGGAUGACGCGCUCCAAGACGUUCCAGGCAUACCUGCCGAGCUGCCAUCGGACGUACAGCUGCAUCCAUUGCCGAGCUCACCUGGCCAACCACGACGAGCUCAUCUCCAAGUCGUUCCAGGGCAGCCAGGGCAGAGCUUACCUGUUCAACUCAGUGGUGAAUGUUGGGUGUGGCCCUGCAGAGGAGAGAGUCCUGCUGACAGGCCUGCAUGCUGUGGCAGACAUCUACUGUGAGAACUGCAAGACCACUCUGGGCUGGAAAUACGAACACGCGUUCGAGAGCAGUCAGAAGUAUAAAGAGGGGAAGUUCAUCAUCGAGCUGGCCCAUAUGAUCAAGGACAACGGCUGGGAUUGAGGGGAGAGCAGCUGAGUGACGACCACAUCUGAGGGAAGGAAUGGAGGCACCGGGUGUUGAGGGGGUGUUUGUGUGCGGUGGGUGAGUGUGUGACUUUGGUUUGGCUGGUUUACCAUUAACCUCUGUAACUUACUGCCCAUCCCUUCCUAACCACACACACCUCUUGAUGUACACACACGCAUUACGCGUCGUAACAACCACCGACGUCCCAGACAUCCCAGCUUGCCAGGAGGAAGGACUAGGCUGCAUCCCAGCUAGCGGGACUAGAUGACUGGCCAGCAAUAGCUCAUCAGACAAGAUGUUACGUUUUGGUUUUAGUUUUAUAAAACACAAGCUCUAAAAAUCAGCUCCGCAAAACGUUCUCUCUGCUGUGUCCAUUAUUCUGCCUUGUCUGAAAACGCUGCAAGGUGUCCAUUGGCUCAGGCCGGCGGUUUACUUUGGUACUGGUUAAAAAUGUUCACCUCUGUGUCCCCAACAUGAAUCAGGUGUGACGGGAGAUUAAAAAAAAUUACUGAUCAGCUGAGGUCUGGGUCUGAGGAGCCCAGACAUGCAGGCUGUAGGACAGUUCUGUGUGCAGAGAUUGCCCCCCACUGGGCUGCUCCUUUGAGACGCUGAUCUAGAUCCAGUUACAUUGCUGCUUAAAUGGCUUCUGACUGGAACCCUUCAAUGCCUUGCCAGUGAUGCAGCCCAGGAUUAGCAGGGCGGGGCGAGAAGAUGGAAAGAUGCAGACGGAGAUGCACAAGGUGGUUCCAAAAGCUCUGCAAAAAGCAGCUCCUCUGGGUUAUAUUUUUGCUAAAAACCUUAGCGUUGUAAAGUGAUCAACUGAUCCUCCCAUCAAUGAGGUCCUGCUGCUGUUGAUGCAUCAAUGCUGUCUGGGAUUCUGGAAGAUCUAUGAACACUGUGAGUAAAGGUGAUGAGGCUCUGCAAGGUUUGAGAGCAGAGCUAGUGAUCGCUAGAAAUAGCCCCCCCCUCCGCUGUCAUCCAAAAAGCACUAAUGCAUGACUACAUGACCACAGAGGUAUGUACUGUCAAUGCCUAUUUGGACCUAUCAAUCUUAUUUUAAUUUUAUUUUUUUCAGUCUGGGAUCAAUGCUGUGAAACUGCUGUUACUCUGAUCUUCCAUCGCUGUCCUUAAAAAAAAAAAAAAAACAUGGAGCAACACUAUGAUGCAAACUUCCUUACUCACUUAUACAGCCGCCAUCAAAGGUUACAUGUCAUCUAAAAUGGCCCUGGUUUUAGGUUGGAAAAAAAAAGAAGUAAAUAAAAAAAA
Messenger RNA from Cyprinodon tularosa, 1958 nucleotides. It is a transcript of the gene ypel2b, whose product is annotated as yippee-like 2b. The record is from RefSeq and is a predicted model, not a curated record. NCBI's taxonomy places the organism in Eukaryota, Metazoa, Chordata, Actinopteri, Cyprinodontiformes, Cyprinodontidae. The transcript is spliced from 5 exons. The coding region runs from base 330 to 689 and encodes 119 amino acids.